AUGACCCUUAACUAUUUUCCAUCAGAUCGAAUAGAACUGAAGAGCGAAAGCGUGGUGCACUCAGACUCUGAUCAUGAGCAAGAACACGAGCAUGAGCACGCCGAGCACAGUGAGCACGGCCAUGAGCACACUGAUCAUGGAGAACAUCUGGAAGCUUUAGACUCUGGCAGACCGCGCAAGGUGCGCCGCAGCCGUACAACGUUCACCACGUACCAACUCCACGAGCUGGAGAGAGCAUUUGACAAGACACAGUACCCCGAUGUGUUCACUAGAGAAGAGCUAGCGAUGAGGCUGGACCUCAGCGAGGCUAGAGUUCAGGUGUGGUUCCAAAAUCGUCGUGCUAAGUGGCGCAAACGGGAAAAGGCAUUGGGCAGAGACCACGCGCCAUUCAUGCAUCAUGAUCAUGUGGUGGGUGAAUGGGGCGGCGGCGGUCCUCCUGGUGGUGAAUGGUGGGCCCUUGGUUUAGGGGCUGGUCUCGGAGCACUUGGGGUACCAGCACCAUUGUGGCACGAAGCUGAACCCGCCGCAGCGUUCCGAGCAUUAUUGCAUAGGUACGUUCUAGCGUUGCCACCUCCAGCUCUGCGCCCUCCAGAACCCGAACCCUCGCCGUCAUCACCGCCGUCCCCACCUUCCCCUUCCGCAUCCUUCGCUCGCCUGGCAAGCGCCGAGGCUCUUCGUCUACGAGCACACGAUGCGUUACUUCAAGACCGAGUGGUGUUACAACAUAACAAUAAGGUUCACACGUAA
This is a messenger RNA of Arctia plantaginis, 747 nucleotides long. NCBI's taxonomy places the organism in Eukaryota, Metazoa, Arthropoda, Insecta, Lepidoptera, Erebidae. The record is from the annotation of a GenBank genome assembly.